AUGAGCCCAACAAACGAAAGCUGUGAGCUGGUGAGUUCACUUUCAGAACAGAACAGAAGAUUCAUUUUCCAAUGAACGAAAUUCAGGCAUAUGAUGUUGUCAAUCAUCCGGCUUAUAGAAUCGCGCAAGUUUUCACGUUUUUGGUUUCCGUAUGUGCUAUGAUUGUGUUGUUGAACUUUAUUUCGAGGAAACUCUUCAAAUCGGUUUUUCAUGCGAAUUUGAAGGUGAGUCAUAACUUUAGAGGCUAGGUGAUGAGAUUAGAUCGGUAAAAAUUAUAAACUUAGGCUCUGAAAGUCACAAAAAAUGUUUAUUUCUUCAUACAGUAACCUUUUCAGUCCCUUCUAUGCACAUAUUUUUCGAUGAACUUUCAUUUUUCGCUAACCAUGGCAAUCGCAUUCGGCUAUCACACAAUUCAACCAUUUUUCGCCAAUUCGAAAUGUGAUUUAUUUAUCAACCAUUCCUUAUUCAAAUAUAUUCAUUUGGCUUUUACAUUUACUUUAACAACUCCAAUGUUAUUCACAAUUUCAAUUUCAAUCGAAAGAACAAUUGCGAUUAUCAAAGCACACAACUACGAAAAACUUCCGAUGUUUAUUGGCCCAUUAUUGGCUAUUCUAACGGUUUGUUUAUGAAAGGGGAGAAGUGCUAAACUAUAAUCAAGUUUGAAGAAAAAAGUGACUCAAUAUUAAAUUAUAACUUACUCAUUAAAAUUAUAAUUUGUAAUUUGAUUUGAAUCAACAAGAAAGUACAAUGUUCAUAAAACAAAUGAAAAAAUUAAAAUUUUCAGAUAGUAUCUGGGAUGAUUGUUACAUUCUGGGCAUAUCAAAAUGAGCCAUUUGAUGAGGAUUUAAUUAAUUUCAUACUUAUUCCAUCAGCUUCGGUAAACAAUGUCAAUCAUAUUUUUCAAUAUUUCAUUAUUCUUGAUGUCAUAACAUUCAUCUUCAAUUUGAUAUUAUUAAAAAUCACAAGAGAUUUGAACAAAAAAGAAAAUCGUCGGAGAACAUUAUCAGUUCGAUUCCAAAUGGAACAAAUUAUGGCUUCCAAUAAAUUUACAAUUUAUAUAUUUUUCGUGCAUCUUUUAUUUACUGUAAUUUAUUUGAGUACAGUUCUCAGUUUAUGGACAAUUGGAAAACAAUAUAUAUUUACAACGUAUACAGGGUAUACGGUAGCUAGAUGUAUUUACACGGUACAGCUAAAGUUAACUCUGAAGUUCUGACUAAAUUUGACAUUUCCAGACAAAGCCAUUAUUCAGUUUAAUCAUUGGUUUAGUUGCAACUGCUUUUUUGAAAACUCUUAAAAUAAAGAGAAAAGAGAGUUUGAGAACUACCAUUCGAAUUGCUUAUAGUGGAAAAGUUGGUGCGAUGAAUCAUGACAAUGCAAUUUUUGAAAUUUGGAAUACUUAUGGGGGACAUAAAUGA
Molecule: messenger RNA, 1415 nt
Organism: Caenorhabditis angaria
Lineage: Eukaryota; Metazoa; Nematoda; Chromadorea; Rhabditida; Rhabditidae
Source: the annotation of a GenBank genome assembly